This is a messenger RNA of Nyctereutes procyonoides (raccoon dog), 1913 nucleotides long. Its product is annotated as Fc receptor-like protein 2. Gene Ontology annotation, cellular component: membrane. The transcript is spliced from 8 exons. NCBI's taxonomy places the organism in Eukaryota, Metazoa, Chordata, Mammalia, Carnivora, Canidae. Gene Ontology annotation, molecular function: transmembrane signaling receptor activity. Gene Ontology annotation, biological process: cell surface receptor signaling pathway. The record is from RefSeq and is a predicted model, not a curated record. Bases 73 to 1572 code for a protein of 499 amino acids.
UGGGGAUAGACGCCGCUCUAGGACCUGAGCUGCCUCUUACCAUCGUUGGGAGAACAUCUCACUGCCAAUCUCAUGUUGCUGUGGCCACUGCUUCUGCUCCUCACUGCUGCGGGUGUGCAGUCUGACUGGCUGAGCAUUGACAUGCCCAGCUACGCCUAUGAAGGAGACGAGGUGGUUGUGAAGUGCUCUGGGGAAAGGAAUAACAGAAUAAGGACACUGACGUACUACAAGGAUGGAUCCCUGUUAGCCACUUACCACAAUCUCUCGAGCUAUAUCAUUUCCAACGCAAGACCCAGCGACAGCGGCUCUUAUUCCUGUGAGGCGGACAGAAUAUUCUUCUUUGUAUAUAAGACAGAAAAAACAAGAUCUGUAUGGCUUACUGUCCAGGACCUGUUUCCACCCCCCACACUGACAAUCCGGCCCAUUGAGGGGAGCUCAGUGACCGUGUCCUGUGACACCUGGCUUCCCUGGAACAGGUCAGACACGCAGCUUCACUACUCCUUCUUCAGGGAUGACCACACCCUGAUAUCAAACGGGAGCUCAUCAGAGUUUCAGAUCCCGGCCAUAGGGAAGGGGGACUCGGGAUACUACUGGUGUGAGGUGGCUACAACGUCCCACAGCGUCUUGAAGCAAGGUCAGCGGUCCCACGUGCUCGUGCAGAGGGUCCCAGUAUCCGGAGUGCUCCUGGAAACCCAGCCCCAGGGGGGCCAGGCGCUUGCAGGGGAGCCUCUGGUCCUCGUGUGUUCCGUGGCUGAAGGCACAGGGGACAUAGCAUUCUCCUGGCACAGAGAGGACACGGGGGAGCAUCUGGGGAGGAAGCAGCAGCGUUCCCAGAGAGCAGAGCUGGAGAUCCCUGCUGUCGGGGAGAGCCACAUGGGGCGCUACUACUGCACGGCCGACAACGGCCACGGCCUCGCCCGCAGCGGAGCCCUGAACGUCACUGUCAGAGCCCCAGCAUCCCGCCCCGUCCUCACCCUCAGGGUGCCCGGGACUCGGGCCGUGGUGGGGGACGUGAUGGAGCUUCACUGCGAGGCCCACAGGGGCUCUCCCCCGAUCCUGUACCGGUUUUAUUACGACGAUGUGUUCCUGGGGAGCCGCUCGGCCACCUCUGGAGGAGGAGCAUCCUUCAAACUCUUUCUGACUGCAGAACAUUCCGGAAACUACUCAUGUGAGGCUGACAACGGCCUGGGGGCCCAGCGCAGCGAGGCUAUAACACUCAGCGUCACAGAGCCCCCACCCAAAAUCCGCUUGAUAAAUGGUCCCCACCGCUGUGAAGGGCUGGUGCAGGUGGAACGGGAAGGUCACUGGGGCACUGUGUGUGAUGACGGCUGGGACACGAAGGACGUGGCUGUGGUGUGCCGGGAGCUGGGCUGUGGAGCGGCCAAGCACACGCCCCCGGGCAAGCUGUACCCGCCGCUGCCAGAGGAGGACCAGCCCAUAUUUAUUCAAGUGGCCCUGUGCAACGGGACCGAGAACACGCUGGCUGAAUGUGAGCAGAUUGAGAUGUUUGACUGUGAGCACAGCGAGGAUGCAGGAGCAGUGUGUGAAGCAUUCUUGCCCCAUUUUACUUGAAGACCACAGGCCUCAGCUUCUCUCCCCUGAGGCCUUACAUGCCAGGUGGGCCUGAACCCUUCACCUGUGACUCCCACGGCCCCUCAGCAGGACUACACCAGCGCCUCAACCCACCUGUAUUUGGGGCCACACCCAGCUCCCAAAGGAGCCAAAUUUGGUGACACCCUGGCCCAGACCCUGCAUGUUCCAGCCUCUUCUCAGGGAUCUUUGGGAAGUUCCAGUGCUGUCUCCUUGGAGAGCUGUGGCAUCUCCUGAGGACAGGACAAACCAGGAAUGAAUUGAGAUGGGCCCUGCAUCUGCUAGAAAUGUGGGCAUGUAAAACAGACAAAAUAAAAGAAAAU